UCCACCCACCUUUCACUUCUUCUCAAACACCAAACUCACAUUUGAGAAAGAUCGACGAGACUCAGAAAUGGCUUCUACUUCCGCUGUGUUAUUGGUCAUGCCACUCACCCAAAACCGAUCAUCUUCAUCGGCAAAAACCAUUGCCUUCCUCAAGCCAUUGCCUUUGAAGCCAUCCAAAGCCUCCUCCUCCUCCACCUUAGCCAUGCCUUCACGAAGGUUUCAUGUGACUGCAUCUAACGUAAAGAUGGAGAAAGCUGUGAGCGGCUUAGCCGCCGCAGCUCUCACCGUGUCAAUGGUGAUCCCUGAGGUGGCUGAAGCUGCCGGCUCAGGAAUCUCUCCUUCUCUCAAAAACUUCUUGCUUAGCAUUGCCGCGGGAGGCGUGGUGCUCACAGUGAUUAUCGGCGUGGUCGUUGGUGUCUCAAACUUUGAUCCAGUUAAGAGAGGCUAAAAGAGAGAGAGAGCGAAAAGAGAUAUGAUCUCUAUCAUUUUAGUUUGGUAUUGAUUUGUGAAUCCAUGUAAUGUUUCAGCAAUGAACUUUUUCAUUCUUCUUCUAUCUUCUAUUUUUACUUUAUCACCAGGUUCUGCUUUGGAAUUC
Messenger RNA from Eutrema salsugineum, 595 nucleotides. RefSeq lists its product as uncharacterized. The record is from RefSeq and is a predicted model, not a curated record. Gene Ontology annotation, biological process: photosynthesis. NCBI's taxonomy places the organism in Eukaryota, Viridiplantae, Streptophyta, Magnoliopsida, Brassicales, Brassicaceae. The transcript has a single exon. Bases 68 to 448 code for a protein of 126 amino acids. Gene Ontology annotation, cellular component: photosystem II; membrane.